UUUCACGAAUAUUCCAACAUUAAAAAUUUUUAUUGUCACAGUAACAUCCUACGACUUUUAUUUUUGUUUUUCCCAUACAUAUGAUUAUGUUUUCCUCUCCCUGAAACACACCAACCAACCAAGCCAUGGAUCCAAACUUCGAAACCACCUUCAAAUUCGAUGACAAUGGUAACUUACUCUCUCUCGAUGAUUUCACCACCACUGAUUCUUAUUUCUAUCUACCUCAUCUUCCUCCACCCGAGUUUGCUCCGAGUUGUUCUAACUCGGAGCCACUCGUUUCACCUACCACUGAUCCUUCCGUUGAAGACACUGAUUUUUCAGAAACAGUGAAAUACAUAAGCCAGAUUCUCAUGGAAGAGGAUUUUCAACAAAAACCUUGCAUGUGUUAUGACCCUCUUAGUCUCCAACAUACUGAGAAAAUUUUCUUUGAUGCUUUGGAAUCAAAACUGCCUCUGCCUCUGCCUCUUUCACCUAAUCAACACCCUCUUGAUUCUGGUAACAGUUCUGGUUCUAAUGAGUUGAAGCCUCUUUCUAGUCCUGAUACACCGGUUUCAGGUGAUUCUGGUUUUAAUUCAGUUUCUUAUGUGAAGUCUCAAUUUAUUGGUUUGAAUAGUAGUAGUAAUAAUAACAGUAAUAAUAUAAGUGAUGGUGUUUUGGAUUUGGAUUCUUCUGAGACUAAGCUUUUGGCUCAGAAUAUUUUUAGUGAUGCUGAUUCUAUGUUGCAGUUUAGAAAAGGGUUGGAGGAAGCUAGUAAGUUUCUUCCUCAAAAGCCUCAGCUUUUUACUGGUUUUGAGAGUGGUAAGACUAGUUUAGUGUCUCAAGAGGCUAAGGGGGGAGUGGGAGGUAUAAAGAUGGAGGAUAGUGUUAGGGAGAAUUCAAAUUUGAAUUCGAAUUCGAAUUCGAAUCUGAGUUAUUCGGUUUUGAGUAAUUCGAGUUCGUAUGGUUUAUUGAAGAGUAGGAAGAAUCACGAGCGUCAAGGUAGUGAAGAUGAAGAAGGGAGAAGUAACAAACAAUCAGCGGUUCGCGUUGAGGAAACUGAAAUAUCUGAGAUGUUUGAUAGGGUUUUGCUUAGUGUUGAAAAUGUGCCGCUGUGUGCUGAACAAAAGGAUGGAUCGGUGAUGGAGAGUAGCGCAGAGGUUCGUGAGCUUGAUGGAGGGAAGGCGCGUUCGAAGAAACAAGGGAGGAAAAAGGAAGCUGUGGAUUUGAGGACUCUUUUGGUUCUUUGUGCACAAGCUGUGUCUGGUAAUGAUAACCGGACUGCUAAUGAAUUGUUUAAGCAGAUUCGGCAGCAUUCUUCUCCUUCGGGUGAUGCUUGUCAGAGGUUGGCUCAUUACUUUGCGAAUGCGAUUGAAGCACGCAUGGUUGGUGCCGGUACUGGUACAAAGAUAUUAUAUAUGAGCCAGAAGAUGAUUAAUGCUGCUGAUUACUUGAAAGCAUACCAAGUUUUUAUAUCUGUUUGCCCUUAUAAAAAAUUUGCGCAUUUCUUUGCAAAUAAAAUGAUACUGAAAACUGCUGAAAAGGCGGAAACACUUCACAUUAUUGAUUUCGGUAUCUUAUAUGGUUUCCAAUGGCCAAUUCUCAUCAAGUUUCUGUCAGAAAGAGAUGGUGGACCUCCCAAGCUUCGUAUCACCGGAAUAGAGUAUCCUCAAGCUGGCUUUCGACCGGCUGAGAGAAUCGAGGAAACUGGACGGCGUUUAGCUAACUAUUGUCAGCGUUUCAAUGUUUCCUUUGAAUACAAGGCCGUACCAUCGCGAAACUGGGAAACCAUUCAAGUCCAAGACCUUAAUAUUAAGAGCGAUGAGGUAGUUGCUGUGAAUUGUCUGGUAAGGUUUAAGAAUUUACAUGAUGAGACAAUUGAAGUGAGCAGUCCUAAAGACGCGGUUCUGAAGUUAAUCAGGAAGAUAAACCCGAGUAUAUUUGUUCAAUCUAUAGUAAAUGGAUCAUACAAUGCCCCUUUCUUUGCCACACGCUUCAAGGAGUCACUUUUCCAUUAUUCUGCAAUGUAUGAUAUGUUUGACACUCUCAUACCCCGUAAAAACGAAUGGAGGCUGACGAUCGAGAAAGAGCUUUUGGGUCGGGAGAUUAUGAAUGUUGUAGCAUGUGAAGGUUUUGAGAGGGUUGAGAGGCCCGAGUCAUACAAACAGUGGCAGGUGAGGAAUCUACGGGCCGGUUUUAGGCAGCUCCCACUUGAUAAGGAGAUAAUGGUCAAAUUUAGAGGUAAGCUAAGAGAAUGGUACCACAAAGAUUUUGUCUUUGAUGAAGAUAACAACUGGAUGCUUCAAGGUUGGAAAGGCCGCAUUUUAUAUGCUUCGACUUGUUGGGUGCCUGCAUAAUGAUAUGAUACCGAACUCUUAGAAACUUGUUUGAGAACUCAUAUUGGUUUGAAGGUUCAGAUAUGCGCUAUGCCUUAUUUGCUUCACCUUCAGGUGUGUGAUGGAUAUUUUUCCAAGAUUUGCGCCAACUCUGUAUAAUUACGCUAGAAGUUCUUUCCAGGUUUGCACCGAAUUUCGCGCUUACAGAGAGAGCCUGACAGAUUAGUAGUAGUAUCUGUUUAAACUGUUAGCAAUUUAGCAUACCUUCCCAAAUAUUAGCAAUUAAAAUUUUUUUAAUUGUUUUUUCCGGUCUGUGACCAACAUCUGUAUAAACAAGUUGGCGAAAAGGUUUUGUAGGAUAUUUUCGAUGAAAUAAACAACCUUUUAAGUUGACAAGUUUAUUAAGUUUGAAAUAGACGAUUAUUUAUCAGUUAGUUUCACGAUGACGAUUCUUGUUACUUGGAUACUGAUUCUGACAUAUGAGCUUAAUUCAGUUCCCACUUCAUUGGAUUAUGUACUUUGCUGGAAUGCUGUUUGGUUGACAAAUGGAUAUUUUUCAAUUAAAAGAUACAUUCCAGUAGGAUUUGGCAUUGACUUCUCAACAGAAAAUUUCAAUUUUAAUCAGCUGUGUAUGAUUUUUUUUCUUAUUUAAGUACUACUGCUUCGAAAGUGUUGAAGUACUAUAUGACUUUGGUCUGGACCAUGAAACUUAGCUCAGGGAUAUGGUCUAUGACUUUGGUUGGAUCAGAAAGUCUUUUUUCUCUCUCCUUUGGUCUAGAUUUCUUGCUUACUCUUUAUUGUGCUGUGUUCAUAUUAUGAAAUCUGCAAUUCUGAGUUUUGCCACCAAGUCCUCUCUCUUUUUCACAACACACUUGCAGUAGCAUUCUUUCAUUGUCUCUGCGUGUAUAGAGUGUAGACAUGAUAACAAGCUACAUAUGUUGUGUUUGGAUCUGUGAUGAAAAAAAAAGAUUUUGAAUGAAUUGCUUCUGUAAAUUAAUUAUAGCUAAAAGUGUGAUGAAGAUAAAGGAAUUUAUGUUUGGAUAAAAUUAUGGAUUUUUACCAACAAUUUUGAAAUAUGCAGUAUUGAUGUAUGUAUUUAUUAUAAGAGAAGGAAAUAUUGAAGAAGUUGUUUUAUUUUAUCAAGUGAUAUUUGCUUCUUAUAUAGAGUGAAUGUGAUGGUUUUAGAGAUUUUCUAAAACCUCUCUAUAAGACCACUAACAUGAUAUGCGAGUUUAUUUGAAUAGACAAUAAAUAAUAAAGAUAAAUAAGAUUAAUUUAAUUUUCUAACACGCCCCGUAAGUCGGAUGACUGUCGAGAAAGUCUGAGCUUGUUGAUGAUGAACUUAAAUUGUAGACGGAGGAGAGGUUUCGUCAGAACAUCGGCGAGCUGGUCACCAGUGGAGACACGAGUUACUCGGAAAACACCGUGUUGCACAUUCUCCUGAACAAAGUGAUUGGCGAUGACAACGUGUUUCAUUCUGGAGUGGAAUACAUGAUUGGAUGAGAGAAAGAUGGCGCCCGUAUUACAACAAUAUAUGGCAGGUUGGCGGAUUCGAUGGUGGAGCUCUUUGAGGAUAGACAGGAGCCAGAUAACUUCGGAUGUGGUGUCUGCGAGGGCUCGAUACUUGGCUUCAAUGUAGGAACGAGCCACAACACUCUGCUUUUUGGAACCCUAAAAGAUAGGGGUGGAACCGAGAUAAAUGAUGAACACGGUUGUGAAGAUGUAAUUGUCCCUGUCCCCAGCCAAGUCAUAAUCAAAAUAGGUAUUUAAUGUUGUGGAUAAAAAAACGACUAUGCCCUUGUCGAUAGUUCCGACGAGGUAAUAAAGCAUGCAUUUGAGAGCAACCCAGUGAGGUAAGGUGGGAUGUUUCAUAAAUUGGGACAAUCUAUUGACUGCAUAUGCAACAUUGGGACGGGUUAAGCUAAGGUAUUGCAAGAUGCUGACGAUACAUCGAUAAUCAGUGGGUAAGGGAAGUGGUCCACCUUUUGUCUUAAGGGGAGUUAAUGCAGAGAAUGGAGUUUUGACUGGUUUAGCAUCCUUAAUGCAAGCUUUGAUGAGUACGUCACUGGCAUAUUUUCGUAAAGACAAAAAUAGGCCGCCAGAAUAAUGUGGGAUGACUUCAACAUCCAACAAAUAUGACAGCGUGCCUUGAGCGAUGAACAAGGCGUUCAACAAGUUGGGUGACGACUGUGUUGGUGUUCCGAUGACGUUAAUGUCAUCCACAUAUAUCAAUAAGGCAAGAAAGAUUGACUCACUGGAAUGGAUGAAAAGUGACGCAUCUGCGGCAGAGGUGACAAAACCAAUUUGGAGUAGAAAGAAGCGAAGUUUAGUGUACCACGCUCUUGGUGCCUGUCCAAGACCAUGUAGGGACUUGUUGAUCCAACAAACGUUGUUGUAAUGAGAUGGAUAUGUGAAGUCUGGCAGUUGGCAUACGUACACCUCCUUAGAAAGCGAACCUUGCAAGAACGCAUUGUUGAUGUCGAGUUAAUGCAAGCGCCAACCCUUGGAGAAACCCAAUGUGAUGAUGGUUGUGACGGUAACCGGUUUGACCACGAGGCUGAAUGUCUCAUGGAAAUCCCAUAUGGGCUGUUGAUGGAAGCCCUUUGUGAUGAGCCUUUCCUUUAGACGAUCAAUUGAACCAUCUGGAAGAUUUUUGGUUCGAAAUAACCAUUUGCUACCAACCAAGCUUUGUGUGGGGUCAAGUGGAACUAGAGUCCAUGUAUUGUUGGUGCAUAGGACAUCGUAUUCCUUUUGCAUUGCUUCCCGCCAUACUCGCUUUGGAUGAGGAGUGGCAGAGAGGUUCAUCUUAUGGAGGGGUUUUACUUGCUUUGGGAUUGAGUGACAAUACCACGAUCUAGGAUGAUUUGAGUUGGUGGCGGUGUUAAUUGUGGUUCGGAGAAUGAUGACAAAGAGGUAGAGGAAGUGAAAGCUAAGGGACUGGAAAUAAAGGAUGGUAGAGAUAUGGGUCGACUUAUUUAAGAGAGAGUUGUUGAGUUUGUUGGACUUGGAGAAUUAGGUUGGUUGUUAGUGGAGUUUAGUAAGCCCGAAGUUGGGGUAGGUGGAUAACUAGGAUAUGAUGAGGCCGAUAAGGAUGGAGACAGAGGUGGCCUCAGAUGUGGGUAGGAUGGAUAGUGAUAUGGUGGUCCAAUUUAUAUGGUGGUCCGAAUUUUGUAUGGUUUUGGGUUGUUGCCGAAACAGGAAUUAUGUUUCAACAAAUUUGAUGUGCCUUGAGGUGUAGACUCAUCGGAUUUUCGGGUUCAUGCAAUAGUAGGCAUGUUGAGUGGUGGGGUAACCUACAAAAACACAAACAACAAAUUUAGAUUCCAAUUUAUGAGCUGUAUAUGGUUUUAAUCAUGGAAAACACAAACAACCAAAACUUUUUAACUUAACAUAAUCUUCAUUUUGUUUAAAAAUAAUAGAAAAAGGUGAUUGAUUUUGUAGGGUUGGGGUGAGAAGUUGAUUGAUAAGAUAUACCGCAGUGAGAAAGGUGUGAGUCUAAAACUCGAGUGACAUACCAGAGUGUGUUAGUAGAGCAAGACUAGUUUCGACUAUGUGACGGUGUUAAUGUUUGGAUAUACCGUUGUGUUUGGGAGUAUGUGGUGGUGAAGUAAAGUGACUUAUUCUAUUUUGAAGUAGGACAUUUUAUAGAGCAAUAAGCUCGCCACCAUUAUCAGAAUAGAAGAUUUUGAUUUUUGUUUUGAAGUAAUUUUCAACAAGUGACAAAAAUUUUAUGAAUGUGUUUUGGACAUCAAAUUUGCAUUUAAGGGGAUAAAUCCAAGAAUAUCGUGUAAAGUGAUCAACAAAAACUACAUAAUGUUUUAAUCCAUCAUACAAAAAUAUUGGAGAGGUUCAUACAUCCGAGAAAAUAAAUUCAAAAAAAUAAUUUGAACAAAGACUAGAAUUGUGAAAUGGGAGCUUAUGGCUCUUAUUUAAUUGACAAGAGGUGCAAUCAGAUUGCUCAAUAGUGGGGGAGCUAAUCCGAAGUUGUUGUUGAAUUAUUUUGAAUGUAGCAGCAGAUAGAUGACCUAAGGUGCAAUGCCAUAUUAGGCUGAAGUUGCAGGACAAAGACAGAACUAUAGAGGAGGAGGUGAGCCACACGUAUAAGUCGUGUCUAUAAGGUCCAUUAAGAAGAAUCAUGCCUCUUUUAAGACACUUAACAUGAAAAGAAUAAGGUAAGAAAAUAAUAGCACAAUUCUUUUGAUUUGAAAGUUGAGAAACAAAAAUUAUGUUUUAGUCAUUUGUGGAACACAAAGAGUAUCUGGUAAAUUAAACAUAGAUGCAUAACUGCUAAGCGAAAGAGUUCCAGAGUUAGUGAUUCGCAAACCUUCACCACUUCCCAUGAAUAGUUUGUCCCAACUGUUGUAGCGAUAGUGGAGGGAGAGUCGGUCGAUGUCAUUGACAACGUGGCGUGUUGUACCGCUGUCAACUAUCUAGUUUUGAGAGGUGGAGGCAGUGUGAGCUUGAGAAGGGGAUUAAGGUGCAAUAUUUUUGGGCAUUGUUG
Molecule: messenger RNA, 6813 nt
Organism: Vicia villosa (hairy vetch)
Lineage: Eukaryota; Viridiplantae; Streptophyta; Magnoliopsida; Fabales; Fabaceae
Product: scarecrow-like protein 14
Exons: 2
Coding region: 126-2333 (735 amino acids)
Biological process (GO): regulation of DNA-templated transcription
Cellular component (GO): nucleus
Molecular function (GO): sequence-specific DNA binding; DNA-binding transcription factor activity
Source: RefSeq, a predicted model, not a curated record